Molecule: messenger RNA, 927 nt
Organism: Aspergillus viridinutans
Lineage: Eukaryota; Fungi; Ascomycota; Eurotiomycetes; Eurotiales; Aspergillaceae
Product: polysaccharide deacetylase family protein
Exons: 3
Coding region: 1-927 (308 amino acids)
Biological process (GO): carbohydrate metabolic process
Molecular function (GO): hydrolase activity, acting on carbon-nitrogen (but not peptide) bonds
Source: RefSeq, a predicted model, not a curated record
AUGGGCAAGAAGCGUGUUCUCAUCACUUACGGCGUCGAUGUCGAUGCAGUUGCCGGCUGGCUUGGUUCUUAUGGAGGAGAAGACUCAACGAAUGACAUCAGCAGAGGUGUUUGGGCUGCCACUGUCGGCACGAGGCGUCUUCUAAAAUUCUUCGACAAGUACGGCAUCAAAUCGACAUGGUUCAUUCCGGGCCACUCGUUAGAAUCAUUUCCUGAAGAGAUGGCUGCCGUGCGCGACGCUGGCCAUGAGAUCGGUCUCCACGGAUAUUCGCACGAGAACCCGAAGGACAUGACGUUCGAACAGCAGCGGGAUGUCCUAGACAAAACCUACCGGAUGUUGACCGAGUUCUGCGGAAAGCCGCCUCGUGGAAGUGUUGCCCCGUGGUGGGAAACGAGCAAAGAAGGGGCUCAAUUGCUCCUGGACUACGGAAUCGAGUACGAUCACAGCAUGAGCCACGAAGACUGCCAAGCGUACUAUCUGCGAACAGGAGAUUCCUGGACCAAGAUUGACUACAGCAAGAGGGCAGAAGAGUGGAUGAAGCCUCUGGUUCCUGGUCAGGAGACGGGGCUUGUGGAGAUCCCUGCAAACUGGUACAUCGACGACCUGCCUCCCAUGAUGUUCAUCAAAGCAGCCUCGAACAGUCAUGGAUUCGUCAACCCCCGUGAUGUUGAAGACAUCUGGCGCGAUCACUUUGACUACUUUUACCGGGAGUAUGACACAUUCAUUUUCCCCAUCACAAUCCAUCCGGACGUUUCUGGGCGGCCGCCUGUGCUUCUCAUGCAUGAAAGACUCAUCGAGCAUUUUAAAAAGCACGACGGAGUGGAAUUCGUGACUAUGGAGCAAGUCUGCGACAUCUUCAAGAAGGAAAACCCGGCGCCUGAAGGUGCGCUCAUGCCAGCCGAACCGGGAGCCAUCCUCAAGAAGUAA